UCCACCUUCCAGCGUUCCAUACUCUUUUUUGCCUCCGUGCAGAAGGAAUAUGUUAACGUCGCAGAGCAGGAUGUUUUUGCUGUCACUUCUGUGUCUCUACAGUGCAGUGGAUGGCGCCUAUUAUAUAAUCGACGGAACUUCCUACUAUUUGGAAGAAAAUAUAAAGGUCCCGUGGGACGAGGCAUUGUCAGAUUGCCAGAAUAGAUCAAUGACUUUAGCUUCGUUUGAAACUCGGCGUGAAUUUGAAAAAGUUGUACAGUUUUUGUAUUAUUCAGUACACGAUCUUUUGUGGAUAUGGACCGGGGGACACCGAACGGCUAAUUCUUCAUCGUGGAACUGGGAUGCAGGCUCGUCAAUCACUGAAUUUCACUGGGCAGAAUUUCAGCCAAAUUUGCCGCAAGACGAGGAUGCGUGCAUCAAUUUUUGCGGUUUGUACAAAGCCUGGGAUGACGACGAAUGUCUUUUGCAACUGUCUUACAUGUGUGAAGAAGUCCAUGAAAAUGAAAUAACGGUGAUUCGGCCAAAGGAUAACAGAAUGAACCACUGAUCCGACUGGAUCGCCAGAGGGAGGAUGACUAAAUUUACUAAAUUGAGUU
Messenger RNA from Cloeon dipterum, 596 nucleotides. Its product is annotated as lectin subunit alpha-like. The transcript is spliced from 4 exons. Lineage: Eukaryota; Metazoa; Arthropoda; Insecta; Ephemeroptera; Baetidae. The coding region runs from base 50 to 547 and encodes 165 amino acids. Gene Ontology annotation, molecular function: signaling receptor activity. The record is from RefSeq and is a predicted model, not a curated record.